GGUUUCAAAAUUAGAUUGCAGGAAAAAACAACAUUGAUUUAUUAUGUGGCAUAAAAUAUAAAAAAAAAUCCGUUUCGUUUUUAAAACACUUUCAAAUAGGCCUAAACAAGAAACAAUGAUUUGUAAAUCUGACAAACCUGCAUUUUUUGUCCCUUAUCUGAUGUUGAAACUAAUAAUAAUCAACACACAAAUGUUGGAUCAGAUGAGGCACCAGGAGCAGCUGUGGGCUGGGCCUCCUGCAGUCGGCACUGCAGACAUGUUGUUUACUGAGAUGAGGAUUAAAUCGUGAAGUUUAAUUUAAAUAAAUAAAUAAAUAAAUAAAUAAAUAAAUAAAUAAAUAAAUAAAUAAAUAAAUAAAUAAAUAAAACAACGUGUGAGCAGYAGUUUGCUGUGACCCUUCGACCUGGGUAAAGUCAGCAGCUGGAGCAGGAAGCUGAGUCCAGAUGUGAAUUUCCAGCGGUUCUUUGGGUUUUCCAGUCUGGGCGGAGCAGGAAGUUGCGGCUCAGCUGUACUUUCUUUUCACACACCGUCCUGUCGCUGAGGCUGCAUAAACACGCGAGGACCGGAUCGGACCGGACUUGGCUCGGAGUAGGAUGGCCGUGCUGGUGGAUUUGAUCCACGGCUGCUGCACGGCAUGCACCGCGGCCUCUCUGCAGCGCGAGGCGGACUCGCGGGUCUUCCUGCUCUGCGGGGACUCUCUCCGGGAGGACGGCGGGUUUCCAGAGGACUUCCUGACCUCCCGCAGCAGCGUCCAGGUCCUGGACUUCGGCUCCAUCGCGGAGUGUUUGUUCAGGUUCAAGCAAACCCUGGACCGGCUGGACCUGAGCUCCGUCAGGGUCUGGACCAGUCCUCGGGGUCGAGAGGAGCUGCUCCAGUACCAGGAGCUGCUUUUUACAGCCGUUUAUACCUUCGAGUACCAAGUGGAGCAGCUCACCUGUCCCAGCUGCACAAGCCCCGCCCACACGGACUCACCUGGUCUGAGGGUGCAGGAGGACGUGUCCAGGUUUCUGCAGCAGCUGCCCGCCUUACAGGGACCCAUCCGGGUUCUGAAGUCUACACUGGUUCCAGAGAUCUUUGGUCACGGCUUCAGCACGCGUUCAGGAGGCGUGUCUUCCAUCCCAACUCUGGCCUCCUUAAACCUGUUCUGCAGCAGCCGGAGGAGGGACCCCGGGGCCGUGGUGAUGGAGAACAAACGCAGGCUGGCCCUCCAUGCUGGCUUCCACCCUCUGCCUCUACGUUUUGUCAAAGUGAAUCAUGCCAGUGACGUCUUUGUUUUGGGGAAAGCUGAGCCUGAAAGCUACGACUCCAUAGUGACCGAUCAGAGUGGAGUUGUUCUAACGGCUCCAGGCGCGGACUGCAUGCCCAUCCUGUUCGCCGACCCAGUGAGGAGGGUCAUCGGAGCCGCUCAUGCAGGAUGGAAGGGGACCAUAAUGGGGGUAGCCAUGGCAACAGUGGAGGCGAUGGUAGCAAAUUUCGACUGUGAAGUGAGCGACAUUGUGGUGGCGGUGGGACCAUCGGUGGGUGUGUGUUGCUUCACGCUGGACAGAGAGCAGGCGUUGGAAUUCACCGGGGUCCAUCCAGACUGUGUACCCAAUCCAGAGUCAGCCAAGCCACACGUGGACAUCCGCCUCGCCAACAGAGUCCUCCUCCAGAGAGGCGGCGUCCUGCCAGAGAAUAUCCACGACCAUUUAGUGACGGAGCGACCCCUGGUGACGCCCUGCACCUCCUGUCACCCCGAGGACUUCUUCUCUCACGUCAGGGAUGGACUCAACUUCGGCACCCAGGUGGGAUUCUUGUGGAUCAAAGAGACCACAGAGCAGACUGGGUCUACAGAGAGUCAGACGGGCUGAAGACGUCCAUCAGAGACCCUGUCUGAGGAGGCAGCAGACAUGAGGCUGCUGCAGGAAGAGCUGAGAAAAACCACCACUGUAAGGGUGGAUGUAAGACUCUGAGGGUAAUUCUACCUUGAUAGCUCAUCUUUUUGAGUUCUUUUCAUGUCAGAAAACACAACACAUGGGCAGAUCCAGUCAACAAAGACAAUGUGAACUAAAUCAUAAGCUGCUCUUUGUAACGAAACAUGUGAAUAAACAAACAGUAGAGUGUGCAAA
This is a messenger RNA of Austrofundulus limnaeus, 2108 nucleotides long. RefSeq names its product laccase (multicopper oxidoreductase) domain containing 1 (gene lacc1). The transcript has 5 exons. Gene Ontology annotation, molecular function: copper ion binding. The record is from RefSeq and is a predicted model, not a curated record. Lineage: Eukaryota; Metazoa; Chordata; Actinopteri; Cyprinodontiformes; Rivulidae. Bases 594 to 1850 code for a protein of 418 amino acids.